Molecule: messenger RNA, 1989 nt
Organism: Fraxinus pennsylvanica
Lineage: Eukaryota; Viridiplantae; Streptophyta; Magnoliopsida; Lamiales; Oleaceae
Source: the annotation of a GenBank genome assembly
AUGGGAGUUUUUGCUUCAUUUCAAGUUCUUUUGCUCUGUUUACAACUCUUUCUUGCAGUCAGUGAUGCAUUUCCAGUAAAUGAAGUUGAGGCUUUAACGUCCUUCAAGAGGGCUAUAAUUGAGGAUCCAUUACUGGUUUUGUCAAAUUGGAACCCGCUGGACUCAGAUCCUUGUGACUGGACUGGCAUUUCUUGUUCUAUGGCUAGGGAUUAUGUCAUAAAGCUUAACAUAUCGGGGGCAUCUUUAAGGGGUUUCAUUGCACCAGAAUUGUAUCUACUAUCAAAUUUGCAAGAAUUAAUUUUGCGUGGGAAUUUGCUAAUUGGUACAAUACCUAAAGAAAUUGGCAUGUUGAAAAACCUCAAGGUCUUGGAUUUGUCUUCAAACCAGCUUACAGGAGCAAUUCCUCGGCAGAUUGGAAAUUUAACUAUUGUUAUGAAAAUAAAUCUUCAAUUCAACGGGUUGACUGGAAAGUUGCCUUCUGAGAUUGGAAACUUGAAAUACCUUGAAGAACUUCGACUUGAUAGGAAUAAGCUUUUGGGAACCAUCCCUGCUAGCAAUGGCUCGGCAUUUCCAUCCAGCACUCGUGGAAUGUAUGCUUCAAGUGACCGCCCAAUGGGUUUUUGUUUAUCAUCCCAAUUAAAAGCUGCAGAUUUCUCAUAUAACUUUUUUGUUGGAAGCAUUCCCGAGUGCUUGGGGUUUCUUCCUAGAACAAGCUUUCAAGGAAAUUGCCUCCAGGAUAAGGAUAUCAAACAACGUUCUACGGCACAAUGUGGUGGUGCUCCACCCACUAAAAACCAUCCAGUAGUUAACACCAAGCAUCGGCCUGUAGAAGACAGAUCCAAACAUCAUGUUAAUUCGUCGAAGCCUGCAUGGCUUUUGGCUCUUGAAAUAGUGACAGGAGUUAUCGUGGGUUCUCUCUUUGUCAUUGCUAUGCUCACUGCAGUUCAGAAGUGCAAGAGCGAAUCUUCUAUCAUUAUCCCUUGGAAGAAAUCUGCAAGUGAGAGGGACUACACUACGAUUUGCAUAGAUUCUGAAGUACUGAAGGAUGUCGUGAGAUACAGCAGACAAGAACUUGAGGUAGCCUGUGAAGAUUUCAGUAACAUCAUUGGAUCCUCUCCAGAUAGCCUGGUAUACAAAGGCAACAUGAAAGGUGGGCCUGAAAUUGCUGUUAUAUCCCUUUGCAUCAAAGAAGAGCAUUGGACAGGCUACCUCGAGCUUUACUUCCAGAAAGAGGUGGCAGAUUUGGCAAGACUAGAUCAUGAAAACACUGGAAAAUUGUUAGGGUACUGUUCAGAAAGCAGUCCAUUUACAAGGAUACUAGUGUUCGAAUAUGCAUCAAAUGGAACACUUUAUGAGCACCUUCACUAUGGAGAAGGAUGUCAAUUAUCUUGGACACGGCGUAUGAAAAUUAUUUUAGGCAUUGCAAAGGGACUGAAGUACCUGCACGAGGAACUUGAUCCACCAUUUACAGUAUCUGAAUUGAAUUCUAGUGCUGUAUAUCUUACUGAUGAUUUUUCUCCCAAGCUGGUUGACUUCGAGAGCUGGAAGACUAUUCUGUCACGUUCGGAAAAGAGCUCGGGUGCCAUCAGCAGUGAAGGUGCUGUUUGUGUUCUUGCAAAUUCUUUGGAAGGGCGUCAUCUUAAUAUCCAGGGCAAUAUCUAUGCAUUCGGGGUGAUUCUACUGGAAAUAAUCAGCGGGAGACCUCCAUACUGCAAAGAUAAAGGCUGCUUAGUGGAUUGGGCUAAAGAAUUUCUAGAAAUACCCGAUGUCAUGUCAUAUGUCGUGGAUCCCGAGUUGAAACAUUUCAGAUACGACGACCUGAAGGUGAUAUGCGAAGUGGUAAAUCUGUGCACCCAUCCAGAGUCGAGCACCAGGACCUCCAUGCGGGACUUGUGCUCCAUGUUGGAAAGUGGUAUUGACACAUCCGUACCUGCUGAUCUCACAGCAUCUGCUUCUCUGGCAUGGGCCGAGCUUGCGCUUUCUUCAUAA